AUGCUUACUCGUUUGUAUUCGGCCAUGAGCGUCGGACAGAGUGUGGUCUUCGUGAACAGCCGCAGGACAGCGUUCUGGCUCGCGAAGCAGAUGAGGGACUCGGGCUAUUCCGUGUCCCUUAUUUGCGGCACGCAGGCCCAGGGUGAGGAGAGGAUGGAUCCUGCUAUUCGUGACCAGGUAAUGCAGGAAUUUCGUCAAGGCGUCACCCGUGUGCUCAUCGCUACGGACGUGCUUAGUCGAGGCAUCGACGUGCCGCAGGUGACUUUGGUCGUAAACUUCGAGCUUCCCGUCGGCUACUCGGCCGAUAAUUCCGUGGUCAUGGAGACGUACCUUCACCGUGUCGGCCGGACAGGCCGUUUCGGCUUGAAGGGCAUCGCGGUGAAUUUGAUAUUGGACUCGGAGUUGCCGCUGAUUGAGGAGGUUUGCUCUUACUUCGACUGUACCAUUCCGAGGCUCGACGAGGACUUCGAGGCCCUGGAGGAACGGCUGCGGAGCCUGCGGUGA
This is a messenger RNA of Prorocentrum cordatum, 504 nucleotides long. The record is from the annotation of a GenBank genome assembly. Lineage: Eukaryota; Dinophyceae; Prorocentrales; Prorocentraceae.